This is a messenger RNA of Liolophura sinensis, 2508 nucleotides long. RefSeq names its product carnosine N-methyltransferase-like. The coding region runs from base 79 to 609 and encodes 176 amino acids. The record is from RefSeq and is a predicted model, not a curated record. NCBI's taxonomy places the organism in Eukaryota, Metazoa, Mollusca, Polyplacophora, Chitonida, Chitonidae. Gene Ontology annotation, molecular function: carnosine N-methyltransferase activity. The transcript is spliced from 5 exons. Gene Ontology annotation, cellular component: cytosol; nucleus. Gene Ontology annotation, biological process: carnosine metabolic process.
GGAGCUGGCCUGGGGAGGCUCGCUUUCGAGCUGGCAAAACAAGGAUAUUGCUGCCAGGGCAAUGAGUGGAGUUUGUUCAUGCUAUUCGGGUCCAAUUUCGUGUUGAACAAAUGCCGAGAAGUCAAUGCGUUCACGCUGUAUCCCUGGGUUCAUAGCUGGAUCAACUUGAGGUCGUUUAGUCACCAGAUCGAGGCUGUGACCUUCCCCGACGUGAACCCUGCAGAUCUCCCUGCCAGCGCAAACUUUUCCAUGGCUGCUGGGGACUUUCUCGAUGUCUACACAGAGCCAGAAUCUUGGCACUGUGUUGCCACUGUGUUUUUCAUCGACACAGCUCACAACAUUAUAUCAUACAUAGAAACAAUAUGGAAGAUUCUAAAGCCUGGUGGAUACUGGGUAAAUAUGGGUCCUCUGUUGUACCAUUUUGCAGAAGUGCCAAAUGAGCACUCUAUAGAACUGAGUUACGAGGAAGUCCGGUCUAUUAUCCUUAAGUUUGGUUUCGAGUUUGAGAAAGAGGAGCUGUCUGUCAAGUCCACCUACACUCAGAACGUUCACUCCAUGCUGACCUAUCAGUACAACUCCGUAUUCUUUGUUGUGCGCAAACCCUUGUGAAGAGACAUACGAUGGUGAGGCUGUGUGGAGUUAUCUGCCCCUGGAAUUAUCUCCCCUCUGCAGGGUGAAAGAAAAUAAAAUGUAUUCACGGAUUUGAAGCCUGAAGACAGCCGUCUUACCUCUGUCAACUAAUGAACUAAUGUGGGAGAAAUCUAUUUUGUAGUGAAUCAAGUUUUAUAAAUUGAGUCCGGGCCCAGGGGGGCGGGGCAGGGCAGGGCAGGGUGGUGUGUUGCAGUUUCGGAUAUCCCAGCAUAAGAGAGGAUUUAGGGGCCAAUUACUCAAACCAGUUUUGAAAUGAGUCAAAACUUUAAACCUCCAGUAUGUUUUAACUUAUAAGACCUCCGUGGCCUAGUGGUUAGCAUUCUAGCGCAGCAUAGUCACCCAACACCCGUGCGAUUGCUCAUGUUGGAUUCCUUUCCGGUUGUACGUGGGAAGGUCUGACAGCAACCUGUGGAGGGUGAUGGGCCUCCUUCUGCCAUAAUGCUGGCUGCCGCUGGAAUAUUCUUGAGUACGGCAUAAAACUCACAAUAAAAUGGAAAAAAAAAAAACAACAAAUUUUAACGUAUGGGUUCCAAAAAUAAGUGUAUAAAUCAGAUUUCAAAUUUUGACUUUUGUCCACUCUGGCUUUGUAAAAUAUGCUCCCAGGAGCCUAACCUCUUGAACCCACAAGUGAUUUCCAGAGAAAUUAAAUACAUUUUAUAAAUAAGAUAUACAGCCUGCAUUGCACAAGUAACUGGACAUAUUUAAAAACCAAAAUUAAUUUGCGUGUAAGAUUUUUUUCAUGAAAAGGGCCAUAUCUUUUCGUGAAUGUUCAAUGGUAAGUGUUGGAGAAACUCCACCCUGCCCCACCAUAUGUCUAUGAUACCUGGGAAAUUUUCACCAAAUAUCAACCCAGAUUCCUGUCAGCCAUUUCUAUACCAUUUCCACACACGUGUACAUAACAGUACAAAUGUCGUGGCCAGUGCCUUUCAGGUUAAAGGUCGUAGGUAUGCUACCUCCGGUGUGUGUCACACACACCCACAUGGAAUGGUUAAAGGUCGUAGGUAUGCUACCUCCGGUGUGUGUCACACACACCCACAUGGAAUGUUCUCUUUUACCCAGUGCAGCUCUUAAGAUGUUUCCUUGUGAACACAGUGUUCAGUUGUGUUUAAACGAGGAGUUGAAAAUCAAAUUCCACAUUUUUCUUGUACUGUACAUGUUGAUAUUAGCAGGCCUAGCCAGUAUUAGGGGGAUUGACCCAUUCGUCCUGCAGGAGUUUUAAUGCGAAGUAUAAGCUAGAUAGCUGUUUUCAGAGCGCAUGACUGAGAUAUCUUCUCUGUGGGACAAACAAGUCCACGUUGCUAGGUUAAAGCAUUUUAACCAUCAUCAGUCACACAUUUCAGCAAGCUUUGUGCGUUUUAUGGGAGCCCCGAGACUUUAAAUGGGCUCAAACAUAUUUUCAAGUUGAAAUCAGACAAAAAUACACAUACAAAUUAGGCGUGGGCUGAAUAUUUGGCAUUUGUCCAAGUCUGGAAUGCUGGGGAAAAAAAGCAUGAAUGACCCUUGUUUAUCCCACGUAUGACCCAUUUUUGUCAUGUGCACUGAUGCAUAAACUGAAACUGCCGUUUGGCUUAUUAGGACAACAUGGUAAAUAUUGAAAGAUUGGUCAGUGAAUUGAGUAUAGGGUGAACGCUUAUUACGCUUGAUACUACUGGGUGAAAUUUGGUCAGUGAAUUAAGUAUAGGGUGAACGGUUAUUACGCUUGGUACUACUGGGUGAAAUUUGGUCAGUGAAUUGAGUAUAGGGUGAACACUUGUUACGCUUGAUACUACCCUGUGAAAUGACAGUAGUGACCUAAGUACGUGUGAUGCCGUAUUUUCCCUAGAGUUUGGCAUUUUAAGAUAACACAUUUUGCUUGAU